Molecule: messenger RNA, 1470 nt
Organism: Ochotona curzoniae (black-lipped pika)
Lineage: Eukaryota; Metazoa; Chordata; Mammalia; Lagomorpha; Ochotonidae
Gene: RNF25
Product: ring finger protein 25
Exons: 10
Coding region: 32-1390 (452 amino acids)
Biological process (GO): protein ubiquitination
Cellular component (GO): nucleus
Molecular function (GO): protein binding; ubiquitin protein ligase activity
Source: RefSeq, a predicted model, not a curated record
UUUCCGGUUCCGGCUGCCGGCCGGAGACGACAUGGCGGCGUCAGCUUCGACAGCUGCUGGAGAAGAGGAUUGGGUCCUGCCCUCUGAAGUCGAAGUGUUAGAAUCAAUCUAUCUGGAUGAACUACAAGUAAUUAAAGGAAGCAGCAGAUCUUCACCGUGGGAGAUCCUUAUCACGCUGCACCCCGCCACCGCAGAGGACCAGGGCUCACAGUAUGUCUGCUUCACACUGGUGCUACAGGUCCCAGCACAGUAUCCCUAUGAAGUGCCACAGAUCUCCAUUCGUAACCCCCGAGGGCUCUCGGAUGAACAGAUCCACAAGAUCUCCCAGGCAUUGGGCCACGUGGCCAAGGCUGGGCUAGGCACGGCUAUGCUUUAUGAGCUCAUUGAGAAAGGGAAGGACAUUCUCACAGAUAACAACAUCCCGCAUGGCCAGUGCGUCAUCUGCCUCUAUGGUUUCCAGGAGAAGGAGGCCUUCACCAAGACAGCCUGUUACCACUACUUCCACUGCCACUGCCUCGCCCGCUACAUCCAGCACAUGGAACAAGAGCUGAAGACGCAAGGCCAGGAGCAGGAACGGCAGCAUGCUGUGGCCAAGCAGAAGGCAGUCGGUGUGCAGUGUCCGGUGUGCAGAGAGCCCCUUGUGUAUGACCUUGCCACUCUUCAAGCAGCUCCUGAGCCCCAACAGCCCAUGGAGUUGUACCAGCCCAGUACAGAGAGCUUACGGCAGCAGGAAGAGCUCAAACGCCUCUAUCAGAGGCAGCAGGAGCGGGGUGGCAUCAUUGACCUUGAGGCCGAGCGGAACCGCUACUUCAUCAGCCUUCAGCAGCCUCCUGCCCCCUUGGAACCAGAGUCAGCUGAAGAAGUCUCUGGAGGAUCCCACCCAACUGGUGCCCUAGCCACAGAACAGCCUGCCUCACCAGCUGCCCCGCCCCUCUUGCCAGUGGCCACACAGUAUGUGUGUGAGAAGAUUCCAGGGGCCAAGCCAAACCAGAGGUUGGGUGAGACGCAGAAAGCCAUGCUAGAUGUUUCCCGGCCCAGUCGAGGCCCCUGGCGACAGCAGGAUCAGAAACACCUGAAGGGAGGGGAGUGCUGCGUCCCCAAAGGUACCAAAGACACACAGGAACUAUCACUUCCUGAAGGGUCCCUCAAGGAACCCAUGGACCUAAAGCCAGAACCCCAUAGCCAAGGGGUUCAAGGUCCUCCCCAGGAGAAGGGGCCUGGCAGCUGGCAGGGUGCUACGUCCCGCAGGACUCGGGACUGUGCCCGCUGUGAGCGCUCCAAAGGCCGGACACCAAGCUCUUCCUACCCCCGCCCACCGCGGGGCCGAGGCGCACACCGCACUGGUUCUCGAAGGGAACCCGUGAGCCUGGAAUCUGAGCAUGGUUCCUAGCAGUACUGGAAGGGGACAGGGACUUGGGGACGGGAGGGACACAAUAAAGAGAUUGGGCCUUGUUUGGCUUUCUUUGCUCA